AUGGAGCCGCAGUCGAUCACUUCCAACGAGCUCAAUUAUAUCGUCUUCCGAUACUUGCAGGAGUCAGGUCCUUCAUCUCUUCCUGUCUCCAUGCCGCUGUCUCUGUCUGUAUGUCUGCCUGUCUCUAUUGCGUAUAUUUGUUCUUGUUCUUUUUUUGGGUAGUAGUCUCCGUUUCUGAUCUAGGGUUUCUGGGAGUUCGUCUAGUGACAUGGCUUAAAUGAGGGUAUUAUUUUUUCCCCCUUUUUUCACGAUUCGCAGCGGUGAAGUCAAUUCACGUCUCCGCUAGAUCCGUGCGUUUGUUAAAUUUUCCUCGUUUUUCCGUGUUUGGAAUACCACACAGGCUGAUUUUGUAUUCUGCAUUUUCUCUCAAGUCAGUAUUUUGCUGAAAAUUUGAAUUAUAGGAUAAAUAGGCAUUACCCUUUAUUUUCUGAGAGGAGAACAUGAGAAGAACGUUUGCUUUUGAAAGUGCGUGUGAGAAGAUAUUUCUUCCGUUUGCUUUAAAUAUAUGCCAUGUGUACACUUUUAGACAUUUUUCUAUGAGGGAGAGUUGUAGAAAAAAUUAUUGCUGGAAGUAAAUCAAGUCUGUCCUCCCCAACCCGGGGAAUGACCAAGGGUUUUAUAAACCGUCCAUGUCUCAUCCAGGGGCCCCACAUUUAAAAGUUUAUGAAUGGGUAGUUUCUUGUCUUUUUCCCGUAAAACGAUUGGAAUUAUUCACUUAUAAAUUUUAAAAAUACAAAAAACUACUGGGUUGCUUUAAGAGGGUUACGCUUCAGUUUAACUGAAGAUUUUAUACAUUCAUUUUCUGUUCCCAAAUCCUAACUCAGAGAACAGUUGCCGGUGGGAAUACCAUGAAUCUUGGGCAUUGUUCAUCUACAGUUUCUGGAAGCUCCCCCAAUGUUUCUUCCUGCAUUUGCAUAAUCUAAUGCUAAUUCUGCAUGCGUGUUUCAAAUCUAAUCUGAUAAAUAUGGUUGGGUAACACAAGAAAGAUUCUUGACUGAAAAUAGUGAAUGUGAGCUCAUUCUUUUGAAGGUAAAUUUUAACCUCUCGGCACUUGUAAUUUCUUAGCUGGAUGUGUAGAUGACCAUAGAACUGGAAUAUUGGCUUGCACAAUGAUAGUUAUCUUAAUUUUUUUUUGCCAACUUUCAUUGCAAAAAUUCCAACUUUUAUAUUUCAUAUUUCUCUUUGGACCCUACUAUAUGUUAUGUUAUGGCAACUAAUGCAACGAACGCAUGUAUGGCUCUUAAUAUAGGUCUUCACUAAGAAAUCCAAGCGACACCGAGACUCUCUUUUUCUUAUGGCUGGUAUUAAUAUUGCUUUCAGGCUUCACACAUUCAGCAUUUGCUUUAGGAUAUGAGUCAGGGAUUAACAAACUGCCUACUGAUGGAGAGUUGAUCCCACAUGGUGCUCUUGUUACUUUUGUCCAGAAAGGUCUUCGUUACAUAGAGUUGGAAGCAAAUUUGGGUGCUGUAAGUUCAUCUGGUUUUGAAAAUACAAUUCAAUAGUUUUUACACUGCAAUGACUUUCAAUCCUUUUUUUUUAAAGCAAUUAUCAUAUGUGCUAGUUUAUUUAUUUUUUUCUCAGCUAUUUGUUUCUUUUUUUUUCAGAAUGAUCCAGAUGGAGAUGCUGAUUUUUCUUUUUUGCAACCUUCGGACCUUAUUACAAAGGGCGUUAAUGAAUUGCGAGACAUCAUAAAAGAGAGGAAGGCAAAUUUUCAAAAUGAGCGGAAGAAUGACAAAGAGAAAGCUAAGGAUCGAGAAUAUGGGAAUGAAAGAGAUAGAGAAGCACCUGAGAAAGAAAAGGAAAACGGAAAAGAGAAGGGUAAAGAAAAAAUAGAAACGAAUAAAGAACAGGAGACGGAUAAGCAAGAAGAGCGUACACAUAAGGAAUUGCCUAGAGAUCGUGAGGAUAAAAUAAAAAACAGAUCUGAAGAUGGAGUCUCUAGAGGUGGGGAAAAAUGUUGUUUUGGUUUUGUUCUCUACAAUGCAACAAUUUCAAGUUUUUUUUCCAUUUUUGCGUCUAUGUGAGUUAUGUGGUCAUCAGCGAUUAAAUUAAAUGCGAUUCGGUGGGUUAGGCCACGGGUAAUUCAGUUUAGAGUUUCUUGAAAACAUGACGAGGAGAGAGAGAGGAUGAGUGUCUUUGCAGAUGCAUCACUUGGCGUAUGUUAUGUGCCUGCAUUUCCAAUGCAGUUUCCUAAAUUACGUUUUUAUAUUUGUGCUGAUGAAGAGUCAAUGAGAAAUACUGAUUUGUUCCUUUUCCCUGUUUGCACUUUUUCCUCAAGUUGUGGUUUAUCUAUUUUUUUUGCACUUUCUUUAUCUGAAUUAUAGUGAGACGUAUUAUUACUCAAUCAGGAAACGUAUUGAAGUAUUGGUAUGAUAUGUUUUCUAAGUUAUUAAUUAGAUUAGUUGUUAGGAUGAUAUGAAUUUUUUUGGAGGUGCCAUUUAUUUACUCAAAGCAGAUGUACUGAAAUAUAUGCACAGCACGUUUGCCAAGCGUUAUUAUUUUUUAUUUCUUAUCUAUUUAAGUAUAUUUAACUUUGGGGGGAUGUUUUUGGUGAUACAUUCUCACUUUGUGAAAAUUUAUGAAUUAUUCCCUUCCAGAAUUUUCAACUUUUUGCGAAGUGUUUCACGGAUGAUCCAUUUAAUUGCUAAAAGGCAUUUAUCCUCCUAUCAAGAUCACAAAAGCUAGGCAAUUAGACUCAGGAUGGAAGGCUGCCAACCACAUUAGCUGGUCCAAAGGGAGAAAUGUCUUGAGUUCGGAAAGUCAAACAUUUUUUCAACAAUUUAGAGAUGCAUACCCAUCCAUAUAGAUAUUUGUGUAUUCGGGAAAUAAAUUAAAAGUUCUUAAAGACUUCUUAACAUAGAAGACUACACCCCCUUUUAACGACUUUUAAACUCCCACCUUCUCUUCUUCAUCAAACCUCAUUGUUGUCAAGGAAAUCCCAGCCUUUUCAACAAUGUGGAUAUCAGCCAGAGUAGGCUGGUACUAAUUUGCUUUAGACAUCUAAUAACGGUAUCAGUCUUAGUAAAUGAUAGAAAAAUGAUAUUACUAUUCUUGUACUCAAUCUAGCUUAAAAGAUCCUUAUGUUGAUGAUGUUAAAAAUGUGUUCGAGUUACAGAUUGUUUUUUCCCCCAAAUAAAUGAUACUUAACUGUAAUUUUUAACCCGUACACUAGCUGACAGCUUUCCAACUUGUUGACUUUUUCCUUUUGUUUGAGAUCCCAAUGCAUGCCCUCUUCAUGUGAUGGAGAAGGUGAAGAUUUGUGGGAAAUAUGCAUAGAAUAUCUUCAGUUCUCAUAUUAAAAAAAUUGCGCUUUGUAUCUUGUUGAAAUAGAAUGGCUUCUUUCUCUUUCUUUUUUCCCAGUUAUUGGCCCUGUGAACAACAGUCGUUCUCAGACGUUUGAACUGCCACAUAUUGGUAUGAAGGUGUUGGCUUAUGGUCUCUACCCUGUUGCUCCUAAUAGUAAUAUUGGCAGUUUUGUAGAGCUAACUGAUGCAUUUCCACCUUCUUCUUUAUUUUCUUUUGUGGCUGUUUUAUUACGUCACGCUUUCAAUUCUUGUUCUUACCGUUCCAUUUACUCUUUUUCCUCAAUUUAAACAUUGACAUAAUCUUUAUUUUAUAAGAAGACAAGAGUUAUCCCAUAUUAUUAUUAUUAUUUUGAUAGGCCCGGAUUCAAUGGAAAUCUGUACCAAUGCUGUACCUUCGUGUACUGAAGUUCCAAGCUCUGAUGUGACCAUUUUGGAAGGGCACACAUCAGAGGUCAGAAAAUUUCACAUAUUCCUAUGAUCAAAUAUUUUUAAAAAAUGCCAUUUUUUGAAUUAUUCUUUAAAUUAUUUCUCAUGUUUUCCAUAUAUAGGUUUUCUCAUGUGCAUGGAGCCCAAUAGGUUCUUUUCUGGCUUCCGGGUGGGUAUAUCUCUGCGGCCUUAGCACGGUGAAAGACACCUAUUUUUGGUCUCCUUGGUCUCUUUCUGGGUCUUUUGGUACACGACAUUGCAGUUCUUAGAUCUGGCUGUGCUUUUGACUUUCACUUUAUUUGGUAUCUUCUCUCACUGCAAUCAUUUUUUUGACUCGUUACAUUACAUGCUUCCUUCUUGUGUACAUAAUCUUUCCUACUCAUUAUAAUUCUCAAGCCAUUUAUUGCCACAAGGCACGAAUCCUUGCUAACGUUCUCAGUCCAAGUUCCCCUUCUGCCUUCCUCCCUCCCUGUUUAUGCGAAGCAUUUAUUCAUUUAGGGAAAAAUAUGAAACACCAGAACUUGGUUUUUUUUUUUCUUGGGUUUUCAUCCCUGACAAAUAGUCGAGUAAUGAAUUAAACCCUUCUCUUAUAUAUAUAUAGAUAUAUAUAUAUAUAUAUAUAUAUAUAUAUAUUACUUUUUAAGUGUGGACUUCUCAUACCCAGUUUAUGCGAAGCAUUUAUUCAUUUAGGGAAAAUAAAACACCAGAAUUUUGUUUUUCUUUUUUGGGGUUUUCGUCCCUGACAAAUAGUCGAUUAAUAUAUUAAACCCUUGUUUUUUAUUUUUUUUAUUUUUUUAAUGUGUGCUUAUCUCAUGCCCCCUUUCUGUGGGCUCUUUCCUGCAUCGUGGAGGGUUAAGUGGGUUCUGGAGGAGUUUUUUUUUUUUUUUUUUUAAAUAACUAAAAAACCGAGGAAAAAGUGGGUACUUGUCUGAAUGGGAGAUGCUUUUCGUCCAUGAUCUUUCUCCCUCCGUUGUACUCUUUGUGCCAAACAGGUCCGGAGAUUCAACGGCUCGGAUCUGGACCAUCCCACCCGGGCACUGUGGUUCGGCUUCAAGGAACGGACCAACUUUCAACUCGGUGGUCCUGAAACACUUCAAGGGUAGAACUAACGAGAAAAGCAAAGACGUUACUACCCUCGAUUGGAAUGUGAGUUGUGAUGCCCUUUUUUUUAAUUAUUAAUACUAUUAUUUUCCCUUUUUAUAGUGUUAAUGGGGAAUUAUUCACCCGUUGAUGCCAUCUUUUGAUGCCUUUCAGUACGAUGGGACGCUACUCGCCACGGGUUCAUACGACGGCAAUGCCAGAAUCUGGAGCAGAGAAGGUGGGGGGGUUCCUUCUUAUCAGCUGGUCAACGCACGAAGACUUUUAAGUUAUAUGAUAGAUUAGGAAGGUCUUUCUUUUCUCCGUUAGUCAGAUGCUUGCUUUCCACUGGCCACCACAGUUGACCGACCCUCUUCUUCUGACCAGGGGAAUUGAAGGGCACUCUGACCAGGCACAAGGGACCGAUAUUCUCCCUGAAAUGGAACAGGAAGGGCGACUGCCUGGUGAGCGGGAGCGUCGACAAGACGGCCAUCGUGUGGGACGUGAGGAGCGGGGAGCCCAAGCAGCAGUUUGAUUUCCACUCCGGUCAAACUCUCCCUCCCCCCCCCGCCCCCCUCUUUCCAUUUACGACCUCAGGUGCGCCACAUCAGCAGGAUGGUUGACUCUGUGUGUGUGUGUGUGUGUUUGUGUGGGACCCACUCUUCUUCCUCUUCAGCCCCAACGCUUGACGUGGACUGGAGGAACAACGUCUCCUUUGCUUCGUGCUCGACGGAUAAUAUGAUCUACUACUGCAAGAUCGGAGAAACUCGUCCCCUCAAGGCCUUCUCCGGGCACCAGGUUUUAAUUCUUCUGAAAUUAUUAUUAUUAUUAUUAAAUUUUCAAUUUUUAAAUAAUGUGCGUGUAUUUUUUAUAAUAUUGACUUUAUUUCCAGGGUGAGGUCAAUGCCAUCAAGUGGGAUCCCACGGGUUGUCUGUUGGCGUCGUGCUCUGACGACAUGACUGCCAAGGUGAUCUUCUAUGGGAGGGUCCGGAGAUCGUUUCCCGAAUUUUCCGGAAGAGUUUGGGAAAAUAGGAAGAUUGUUCACCACGUUAAUUGAUCAAUUUUUAUUUUAUUUUAUUUUCAGAUUUGGAGUACGAAGCAGGACAAGUAUGUUUACGAUCUCAAGGACCACCAGAAGGUUUGGCGUUUCUGUCCUCAAGGCCGGUCAAAGGUCCCUAGAUCGAUUCAUCUGUUGGAUUAUUCUAGAACCAGUUUUUUCGACGCACUUCCCUUUUGUAGGAGAUUUACACUAUAAGGUGGAGCCCUACUGGCCCCGGCACCAGCAAUCCCAAUCAGCAGCUGAUGCUGGCGAGGUAUGCCGAUUAACAACCCUCAUUCUCCAAUCAGUUCCUCGUGUUCGUCGAUCACCUCUGUGUCCUCCGUCAACGAUUUGGUCAAAUAUUUGACGAAAUCGUGAUCAGGAUUAGCAGUAACUUGGAUGAACACUUACUUCCUGACCAUUUUUUAAUUUAUUCUCAUUAGCCUAGGUUGGAACAAGUUGUGAUCGAGAUUACUUGAAGAUCUGGUGUGAACUUCCUCUACUGAUCCUGAGGAUGGAUGAUUCAACACCUCUAAUUUUAUUUUAUUUUAGGAUUUUUUUUUGCGUGUGUUGGAUAGUCAAUUUUUUUUCUUCUCAUAAAAAAUAAAAUCGGUACCUUUUUUUUGUAGUAGCAUUCAUCUGAUUAAUCUUGUCAUCGCGUUUCCGAUCAUCCAGCGCCUCCUUCGACUCGACUGUAAAGCUGUGGGACGUGGACGUCGGGAAGCUCCUCUGCACCUUGAGCGGCCACAGGUACGAUGGAUGGAUCAACCGAUUCUCCCUCUCUCUGUCGUCUUCGUAUUGGAGGAGAGGUCUUCUCGAUCUGAACGAUUCUCUUGCGGGCGGCAGCGCGGCGGUGUACUCCAUCUCCUUCAGCCCGAACGGCGAGUUCCUGGCCAGCGGCUCGGUCGACCAGAGCCUCCACGUCUGGUCGCUCAAGGAGGAGCGGAUCGUGCGGACCUUCAGCGCCGGCGCCGGCGGGAUCUUCGAGGUCUGCUGGAACCGCGACGGCGACAAGAUCGCCGCCUCCUUCGCCAACAGCACCGUCUGCGUCCUCGACUUCCGGCUCUGA
This is a messenger RNA of Spirodela intermedia, 6916 nucleotides long. Lineage: Eukaryota; Viridiplantae; Streptophyta; Magnoliopsida; Alismatales; Araceae. The record is from the annotation of a GenBank genome assembly.